This is a messenger RNA of Mercurialis annua (annual mercury), 2423 nucleotides long. RefSeq lists its product as uncharacterized. The record is from RefSeq and is a predicted model, not a curated record. NCBI's taxonomy places the organism in Eukaryota, Viridiplantae, Streptophyta, Magnoliopsida, Malpighiales, Euphorbiaceae. The coding region runs from base 441 to 2165 and encodes 574 amino acids. The transcript is spliced from 2 exons.
UAAACUCUGGGGGUCACUGUGUUUUUCCCUUAUUUCAGAAUGGGUACUAAAUUUAAGAUCGUUAAAAAUUAGUUACCAAAUUCCAUUAGUAUUUCUCAGGGAGGUGACUGAGGCCGAAACGCACGAAUUAGCUGCGUUUUAUCUGACGUGGCUCGCCUGAAUUGGUACCCAGUCAGCCAUCCUCCACGUCCCCACUCAAAGCUUGCCACCUGGAGCCACAUCACCUUCAGCCAAACCCGGGUUUAACAAAACAAAAUGGGUCAUGCCUGUAUCAGAUUAAUCAAAAAUUAAAGAACCCUAAUUUCAUUUCCCUUCUUCGUUUUUUCUCUCAUUGUUGAUAGAACCCUAAUUUUUCAACCCAUUCAAUCAGAAUUCUUACUCCUAAAUUGAUUGAUCUACGAUCGAAACCCUAAUUUCAGACGGCUAGCUUGGUUAAAGACAUGGACAAGCAAUGCAUUCGACUCCAUGGAUUUGCUCCUCCAGUUUACGACCCUGAUUCUGAAUACUUCAGCACUCGCAUUCAUAAAAUUGUAGUGUGUCCUGAACGUUAUGAUCACUCUAUAAUAGGAUGCAUUGAUUACUGUACUGCGUCGACUUUGUCAAUGUAUGAUAUUGUUAGUAAGAGUAACAGUUUAGGGCUAGGGUUGGAGGCUGAAAACUACAAGUACUACCAUGCUUUUGAUGGAGAUAGGGUGGCCUUAAUACCUCUAAAUAAUGACCAGGAUGUUCGCAUUAUGGCACUUAGUUUAGCUGAAGGUGAAGUUGUGUUAGAUGUACAUGCUUUGUUGGAAAAGUUUGAUGAGAUUGCAGCUGAACCUGAAUACAACUCUGAUAGUGGUCUGGAGGACUCUGACUACAGUUCUGAUCACAGCUUGAAUAGGGAUGGGGAUAUGCAAGUAGAAGAUGAACUUGCUGUUGAGAUGGAAAUUUCUGAAAGUGAAGGUAUAAUGAAUUUAGUGCAUGAAGAUGAGACUGAUGGUGCAAAUGAGCCUGAAGCUGAGGGGACAGCAGAUCAGGUUAUAGAAAAUGAGGGUACAGCAGCUCAGGGUGAAGCAGUUAAGGGUAAUACAGCUCAGGGCAGUAGAGCUCAAGGCAGUAGAGGUCAAGGCAGCAGAGGUCAAGGCAGCAGAGCUCAAGGAAGUAGAGCUCAAGGCAGUGUAGCUCAAGGAAGUAGAGCUGAAAAUGAGGGUCAGAAUGAAGAUUGUGAUUCUGACUAUGCAGUUUCAAAUGAGCUUUACUCUUGCUCAGACAGUGACUGUGAUGAUGAGUCAAUAAAGCCUAGGUUUCCUGAGUUCAAUGAAGAGAACAUGGAUAAUCCAGAAUUUGAAAUUGGGAUGUUAUUCAGUAGUUUUGGUCAGUUCAAAGAGGCUGUGAGAAAUUAUGGGAUUAGGAAUAGAUAUGUCAUGAAGUUUAAGCCUAAUAACAAGACUAGAUGUAAGGCUUACUGCAAGAAAGGAUGUCCAUUCAACAUUUGGGCAUCACUUAUGCAAGAUGAUGUGAGCACAGUGCAGAUCAAGUCAGGAAAAUUAGAGCAUCAAUGUACCAGAGAUCACAACAUCAGACAUGUCAAUCCCAAGUGGUUGUCUAAAAAAUAUCUUGAGCAAUUUAGGGCUGACCCUAAUUGGAGCCUAGAUGGAAUAAUGCAAGCUGUCAGGAGCAAUCAGAAGGCUAAUAUUUCUAGGGUAACAGCAUAUAGGUCAAAAUUCUUAGCUCUACUAGAGAUCAAUGGUGAUGAAACAGAGCAAAUGAGGAGGCUGAAUGACUAUAGAUUGGAGCUAAUAAGGACACAUCCAACUUCUACAAUUAUGUUUAAGAGAGCAGAAGGUGUGUUUGUGGGAAUGUAUGUAUGUCUUGCACCAUUGAGGGAUGGUUUUUUGGCUGGCUGCAGGAGGGUAAUUUCAGUGGAUGGGUGUUGGUUGAAAGGAUUAUAUGGUGGCCAGUUACUUGCAGCUGUGGGUAUUGAUGCUAAUGAUUGCACCUACCCUAUAGCUUGGUGUAUUGUAGACAGGGAAACUAAGGAGAACUGGAUGUGGUUUCUUGGGCUUUUGGCUGAUGACUUGCAAAUUUGCAAUAGCUAUGGAUGGUGUUUCAUGAGCGAUAGGCAAAAGGUAUCAUUACUGCUUUUUAAACUUAUUGACAUGUAUGGCAUUUUAUGCUUUGUUUGAAAUUGGGAUGAAAUGCAGGUGUUUUCAAUAUUAGUAGUAGUUAUUUGUUUGACAUGUAUGGCAUUUGAAUGUUAGUGUUGUUGUAUAAAUGAUUAGUGUAAUUGAAAUGUGACUACUGAUUGUAUAAAUGUUAGUGAUUAUAGAAAUGUGACUAGUGAUUGUAAUUUGUUUGACAUGUAUGGCAUUUUAUGAUUUGUUUGAAUUGGGAGGAAAUGCAGUAGUUUUAAAUGUUAGUAGCAUUGAAAUGUGACUAGUGCA